AUGCCCGAACUACCGUCGCACACGUCACCGGGCCUACCGCCACUGCACACACCGCAGCCCCAGAGCCCGAGCCGCACCGGCUUUGACUUCCACACGUCAGGGGCCGCAGUAGGGGAGGAUACGACACACAACCCCGGCCCCAGAGCAUCGCAGCACCGCGGAUCUGACCCCCCGCCCUCGAUCAUCUCGCCGGCAUUCACGCCUCCAGCGACGCCCGGCUUCAGCACCCCGUCGCAGCCGCGCCGGCCGCCCCGCUCCAUACCUGUCGACACCUCCGUGUCCACCCAGUCGCCAAGGCCUGAGCUCCUCGAAAAGCUGCCCGUGGUCGAGUGCGAAGUGCGGGCGCGCAUACCCACCACCACCGGCCACGAGAUGUGGCUGCACGUAUACCGCAACAACGUAGACACCAAAGAGCACCUGGCGAUUGUGUUUGGCAGCCAGAUCCGCUCGCGUUCCCUGGACGCGGAGAGACCUGGGGAAACAGAGCUUGACCGUAUGACCAGAGGUGCCUAUGUAGGGCGGCUGUUCCCCGGCCGAACGAGCUCGCGCAUAGAAGCAAUCAAGCGCUCCGAAGGCGUUCCCUCGAAACGCAGAUCCGAGCCAAGCACGACAGACCUCGACAACGGUCUGAUUUCGCCUUCUCCGGCCUCUUCGGACGACGGCGACACUCGAACCCCAACCUCAGACCUCCCCCUCGUCCGCAUCCACUCCGAGUGCUACACCGGUGAAACCGUCUGGUCCGCGCGCUGUGACUGCGGUGAGCAACUCGACGAAGGCGCACGCCUAAUGGCUGAUCCCACAUUCUCGCCUUCUGGCGGCGCCAUCAUCUACCUGCGGCAAGAAGGGCGCGGCAUUGGGCUUGGCGAGAAACUGAAAGCGUACAAUCUGCAAGAUCUGGGCAACGAUACCUACGAAGCGAAUGUUUUGCUUAGACACCCUGCAGAUGCGAGGAGUUAUGGACUGGCUACCGCUAUGCUCAUGGACCUGGGACUAGAUGGGGAGAGGGGAAUCAGGUUGCUCACCAACAACCCCGACAAGGUCCGCGCGGUGGAGGGUCCUGCGAGAGAGGUCGUUGUCAGGGAGAGGGUAGCCAUGGUACCUCUGGCUUGGAAGACGGGCGGGAAGCAGGGCAUCAAGAGCGAGGAGGUGGAAAAAUACUUGAGCACAAAGAUUGAAAAGUUCAAGCACAUGCUGGACCAGAGAUAG
Messenger RNA from Ascochyta rabiei, 1206 nucleotides. Its product is annotated as GTP cyclohydrolase II. Gene Ontology annotation, biological process: riboflavin biosynthetic process. The record is from RefSeq and is a predicted model, not a curated record. NCBI's taxonomy places the organism in Eukaryota, Fungi, Ascomycota, Dothideomycetes, Pleosporales, Didymellaceae. The transcript is spliced from 2 exons. The coding region runs from base 1 to 1206 and encodes 401 amino acids. Gene Ontology annotation, molecular function: GTP cyclohydrolase II activity.